Verticillium alfalfae VaMs.102 is the source of this 549-nucleotide messenger RNA. Its product is annotated as L-aminoadipate-semialdehyde dehydrogenase. The record is from RefSeq and is a predicted model, not a curated record. Bases 1 to 549 code for a protein of 182 amino acids. The transcript is spliced from 2 exons. Lineage: Eukaryota; Fungi; Ascomycota; Sordariomycetes; Glomerellales; Plectosphaerellaceae.
AUGCUGGCAGAAGACGACUGCGGCAUUCGAACGCUACAAAGUAUGAAGCUGGUCGGCGUGGGCGGUGCCGCUUUGGCGACCGUUAUUGGCGACAGACUCGUUGCAAAAGGUGUUAACCUUUUGUCUCGUUUUGGCAGCGCCGAGUGCGGAUUCCUGGCCUCAUCACAUCGAGACUAUCCUUUCGACAAAGAAUGGCAAUACCUACGGUUUGGUGAUGUCAAGGAUUUUGUCAAGUUUGAAGGCCGGCACGAUGACCUAGCAGAGCUUGUGGUUAAGCCUACCUGGCCCUCGAAAGCCAAGACAAACUUGGACGACGGCUCGUACGCCACAUCUGAUUUGUUCUCACGCCAUAAGUCUCUCCCCGAUACCUGGAUGUAUCACAGCAGAUUGGACGCUCAGGUAGUUCUAUCGAACGGCAAAAAGUUCGACCCAUCGACAACGGAGCUUGACAUCUUGGCGAGUUUACCACAGCUGCGGGACGUCUAUAUCUUCGGCGAUGGACGUCCACAGCCUGAACCAAAUUAUUGCCGAUGUGUGGCCAGAGAUUGA